CGUCAGACGCUUCGCAAGUCCUGUGCGCUAGCUGCGAAGAGGCAACAAGACGGAAGCGCAAUGGCGACAUUGGAUCGAAAAGUACCCAGUCCGAAUACGUUCCUGUACAAACCGUGGUCUGCUUUCAUCGAAGCCGUUAAAUUACAGAACUCUGACAUUGCACAUGUUGAAGAUACGGGGAAGGAUAUCGGGAACGGCAGGGACGCGAGGAAACUCAACAGAGAGGAUAUGCACCUGUAUGGACAGUACCCUGCGUAUGAUGAGCUGUGUCUUGUUGUGUGCAAUAUCUGCAGCCAGGUGGUAAAACCUCAGGGCUUCCUGUCUCACUACGAGAGGAGACACGCCCCCUCCUGUGACUCCAGGCCCCCCCUGACUCAGAGGCCCAAGGUGUCACACAGCAGCCCCCCCCAGCCCCGGCCCUUCCGACCCCCCCGGGACAACCAGCACACCCCCUUCAGCAGGGCGCCCCACACUGUGUACCCCCCGAAAGGGGCUCGCACCAAGCCAUGUGUCUCUGUGCCGGUGGUGAGCCUGGAGAAGAUGUCGUGUUUGGGCAGGGUAGAGGGGCCUCAUGUCCGGAUCAGCUACCCCUCGUCCUCUUCAUCCUCCUCUUCCUCGCCCGCCGCGUCGGUCCGGCCCCCUCACAAGCCCCAGGAGCGCGUCCUGAACGGCAGGGGUCCCUCAGCGCCCAGCCCCUCCCCCUCUACACUGGACAAGAGACCCUCCCCCUCCCCAUCCCCCACCGCUCUGGACAGAAGGCCCACGCCCUCCCCUUCCUCCUCAUUGGACAGGCCGUCCACGGCCCCGCCCCCUCUGCUGGACAGGAAGCACCAAAACGGCACUAAGGGCACCAAGCCAUAUAAGAGGGUGUCAGGAAGAGUGUUUGAUCCCAACAAGCACUGCGGCGUCCUGGACCCAGAGAGCAAGAAACCUUGCACACGCUCGCUCACAUGCAAGACCCACUCUCUGACCCAUCGGAGGGCGGUCCCGGGACGGGGGAAGCAGUUUGACUCCCUGCUGGCGGAGCACAAGGGGCGGCACCUCAGGGAGCAGCAGGGAAGCCACGCCCACCCCAGCCGGCCCGCCCAAUCACACGAGCCCACCAGCAGCACCUCGACAGACUGCCAGGACGGCAGGACCACAUCUUUACUGAAAAGCAGACUGGCCACUGCGCACAUACCCAGGCCCCCGGGGGGGUGGAGCAGUGUGGGACCCCCCCCUGACAGCGCCCCACCGUGCCCCGCUGCAGGGGGGGGAGACCGGCUGUCCGGCGAGGAGGGCGAGGGGGAGACCCCUGAGGAUUUGGACUGUCCCUACUCCUCUCAUCACCCUCGGCCCAUGGCGUGCUGUGCGUUCGGCAGCCGGCUGAUGGGCCGGGGCUGCUUUGUGUUCGAGCGGCGGUGGGACCGGGUUCGAGUGGCGCUGCGCUGCAUGGUGGAGAAGCACGUCAACGCUCAGAUGUGGAGGAAGAUCCCCCUGGCCGCCGAAAGCCGUACGCCUUACCCCGGGUCCCAGCCUGCCCCGCACCCCCUGGCCCCGCCCGGCUCCGCCUCCCUGCCCCCCCCUCUCCUGCCCUCCCCCGCCCUCGCCAGCCCGACCAACAGCGUCUCCAUGGUCACCUACUCCACGGCCUUCCCCCAUGUGGGCGGGGGUGGGGGCGUGUUCAGCAUUGUUGACUCCGCCUCCCUCCUGCCCCCUGUCCCGGCGCUGGCCCCUCUGUUCCCCUCCCAGAGCCGGGCCCCCCGCUCCAGGCCCAGCAAGCCCCCAAAAGCCUGCGAGCCCCUCUCGCGAGGAGGGGGAGGGGCUGCAGGCGGGACCACGGGAGGGGGCGGAGCUUUGGGUGGGACCACGGGAGGGGGCGGGGCUGUGGGUGGGGUCACGGGCAGCAAGAAGAGGAAGUCGCCGCUCUCCUCCUCCUCCUCCUCCUACACGGGACCCCCCAGGGGGAACUUCCACAGUGCCACACCCCCACCCAACUCCCACCAGUCCAGCCCCACGCUCAGCAGCAACGGGACCUCCCCUCUCUGUGCCAAAACCCCGCCCCCUGGCCCCGGCCUGCCCCGGCCACUCCCCUUCUCCGGGGACCACGCCCUCUUCGCUCGGGCCGACGGGAGGAAGCGCAAGAGCUCCAGCCCUGUCGGGCGACCCGGCAAGACGCCUAAACCCGCCGCCCUCAGCAGCCUGUACAGGCCCCCCGGCCCCGAGCCCCACCCCGCCCUCCCCCGACAGCCAAAGGUACAUCACUGAGGGAGGGGCGUGCGGCGACCUGGAUGCAGAGCUGUUUCUGGUUCAGCCAAAGGUACCUCACUGAGGGAGGGGCGUGCGGGCCCUCACCCUAAACCUAACCCUGGAUGCAGAGCUGUUUCUGUGCCCGGGGGGACAGGCGGUCAGGCGACCGUGCGGACGUAAGGUUGAUGUCACGGCGUAAUGACAUCACCGCGCGGAGCAGCGGUGCAGCCUCCAACCGAGACCCUGCUCUACUCACACACGCACUUUGGGGUUUUGGGGUGACUGGGGGGACCCCACUUUGGGAAGCACAGUGUUAUUGGGAUCCCUCAGACUGGAGAUAAUCACCAUUGAUGCUUCACAGACCUGGAAAGGAAACAGGAAACAGGAAAACAGGCUCAUUUUAGCUUUAGUUUGGUUAAAAACGCCAUUUAAUUUGCAUGGAUUUGGGACAUAUUUUACUGACAUUAAUGGAUGCGCCUGUGCCCCAUUGCGUUUGGAAAGGGGUAGGCUGGGGCUCAUCUCUGACACGGGAGCUUGGCAGUUACUCUGCAUUUCCAGCAAUCUGAAGGACCUGCAGACUCCUCCCCCUCAGCCUGUGGAUCAGACACAGCCCUGCCCCCUGCAGGUCAGUGUGAAAAGUGCACUUACUCCCAGCUCACCCCUCCAGCAUGCUGGGAUGGGCUCCAGAGUGCAGCCAGGAACUUUUAAACUUCGGUUUGGGGAAAUAUAUUUUACCGGCGCUGUUCUCCGGCAAAUGUGUGUUUUAAUAUAAGAAGUGGAAGAAGUCAGGUAUUUCAUGGGUGUGGGUUUUGAGCACCUUCAGGCGUACAAAGCUUGCAUCCCAAAUGUACAAUUUCAUAGUGUACUUUUAGUUUGAUUAUUUGUCAUUUCUUUUAAUAUUGUUCUAUCUGACCCAAUAAUGCUACAGUCCUUUAGCAGAAUUAUAUUUGUAUUUCCCUUUUAAAGUUCAAAGUAUUAUUAUAGUAUUUCAAUUGUUGAAAAAAGGUGUACAAAUUUGUACUAUUUUUAUAUUUAUUUUUAUUUUCUCAGAACUGAAAGAUUUUACGACUUUUUUAAAACCCUCCUUGGUCACAUGAAAUUUAUGAAAUUAAUGAGAUUUAUGGAAACUGUAUGUCAAACUCCAUAAGGAGCGUGGCAUUAAUUUGCUCACAGCUUUUUAUUUAUUUAUUUUCUCUUAUGUCCACAUCUAAAGUUGUGAGAAUCAUUUUUCUGAAACUUGGUUCAUCUGAAGAACGCUGUCUUCUUUGCCUCCCAUCUCCUGUCUGUUCAAAACGAGACCCCGUCCCGCUGUAGGCAAGACCCCGUCCCGCUGUAGGAAGCCAUUUUAGGUGGAAUUGACAUACCAUGCUCUCAACUCAAACAAUUUGAACCAAUCGUAAGGAGGGUCAGAAUCAGCAGCACUUAAAAAAAGGUACCAGGGGCUUGCCUUUUAAAAAAAAAAAAAAAAGAAAAGAGUGGUAUUUCUCCCCUAUACUUACUGAAGAGCAUCGUUUAUCGUUUAAUGUGUCGUCUUAAGGCAAGCUUGGGACUGAUAACUAAUUAAAGUUUUCCGAAGGGGCUCGGCUCUCAGACUUGAACCCCGGGGAUUGUGGGUAUGGUAACUGUGGUAACGGCCCGAGUGCAUAUCUGUCCAUUAUGAGCUAAAGAGCCAAACUGAUCCCAGAACAGUGCUGGUGCACGGAGGCACUGUGUGAGUGAGGCCUGUGCAGGCAGACCCCUCAUAGGGCCUCUUUGCUUCAUCUCUACUUUCAUUACUGUGUGUUAAAAUAUGUUU
Molecule: messenger RNA, 4024 nt
Organism: Anguilla rostrata (American eel)
Lineage: Eukaryota; Metazoa; Chordata; Actinopteri; Anguilliformes; Anguillidae
Product: ataxin-7-like protein 1
Exons: 11
Coding region: 61-2247 (728 amino acids)
Source: RefSeq, a predicted model, not a curated record